Ixodes scapularis (black-legged tick) is the source of this 3681-nucleotide messenger RNA. RefSeq names its product lamin Dm0-like. NCBI's taxonomy places the organism in Eukaryota, Metazoa, Arthropoda, Arachnida, Ixodida, Ixodidae. The record is from RefSeq and is a predicted model, not a curated record. The transcript is spliced from 10 exons. The coding region runs from base 1 to 1821 and encodes 606 amino acids.
AUGGCGUCGCGCAGCGUCCGCAAACAAGUCAUGAUGACCACGACGACGACGUCGUCGUCCCAGAACGUUUCACAGCAAGACCGUGCGGACAGCCCGGCGAACCCGGCGUCGCCUUGGACAUCUCCCUCGUCGGACACCAACACCGGCGGGAGUCGGGAACGCUCGCGCUCGCCGCUCUCGGCGUCCAGGGUUUCGAGAAUUCAGGAGAAGAACGAGCUGGUGCACCUCAACGACCGGCUGGCAGCGUACAUCGACCGCGUGCGUCACCUAGAGUCCGAAAACAGCAAGUUGACCAAACAGAUGAGCCAGGAGACCCGCACCCGGGAAGUCGCCAGCGUUAAAAUCCUGUACGACCGUGAGCUUGCCGACACACGCCGCACCGUCGACCAGACCGCAAACGAGAAGGCCAAACUGGAGCUCGACGCCAAGAAGUGGCAGACAGAGGCCGAGACACUGCAAACGAAACUCGCCAAACGAGAACGCGAGUGGUCCGCAGCUGAGCGACGGGUCACAUCGCUCGAGUCUCAAAACGUUGACCUCCAGGGACGUCUGAAUCAGGCCCUUGGACAACUCAAGGAUGCGGAGGCAGAGCGGGACGCCAUGGCGAAGGAGCUUGAGAAGCUCCGCAAAGAGCUGGAGGCGGAGAUGCUGCGGAACGUCGAGCUGCGGAACGGGGCCAAGACCCUCUCUGAAGACCUCGAUUUCCAGAAGUCCCUCUACGAGAAGCUCCAGGAGGUGCGCGUGGUCAAGCAGACGGAGGUCACUGAGAUCGACGGGCGGCUGAAGGAGGGCUACGAGCUGCGCCUGGCGGACACGCUGAUGAAGCUGCGAGAACAGUACGAAUCGCAGAUGCAGCUGAACCGGGAGGAAACGCAGAACAUCUACGAGAACAAGAUGCGUGACCUGCAGAGCCUGCUCGAGCAGAGCUCCAGCGACAGCUCCAGCAAGGUGGAGGAGAUGCGGGCGUACAAGUCCCGCCUCGAGGGACUCAACUCCAAGAUCUCGGAGCUCGAGUCGCAGAACCUGUCCCUGACGGCCCGUGUGCGAGACCUGGAGCGUCUGCUGGACCAGGAGCGGGAGUGGCACGGCCGGGCCCUGAUGGCCAAGGAGGAAGAGAUCUCCCAGUUGCGGGCGGAGAUCGAGGACCAGCUGCGGGAGUACCAGGACCUGCUGGACAUCAAGGUGGCUCUGGACCUCGAGAUUGCCGCGUACCGCAAGCUCCUGGAGGGCGAAGAGUCCCGGCUCCACAUUACGCCCAGCGCAUCUACCAGCGGGGCUGAGAUGUGCACCAGUCCGCUGCUCCGAGGCACCAAGCGCAAGCGGACCUUCCUCUCCCACCGGGAGGAGCAGUCAAACUCCGACGUCCAGGUCUCCGCAUCCGCCAAGGGGGACCUGGAGAUCUCCGAUCACUGCCCAGACGGAAAAUACGUCAUCGUAAAGAACAAGGGCACGAAGGAGGUUCCAUUGGCUGGCUGGCGGAUCGACCGGAACUCCGGCAACGAUAAGUUCACCUUCCGGUUCCACCGGACCCACGUCAUCCAACCGGGAACCACCAUCACGGUAUGGAGCUCCGACGCCGGUGCAGCUCACAGCGCUCCGUCGGACCUGGUCAUGCGCAACCAGCAGUGGCCCCACGGUGAACAGAUGCGCACAGCCCUGCUCAGCGCUGAUGGGGAGGAGGUGGCCUUUCGGGAAAACCGGCGGCGUCAGUUCACGCGCCUCUCGGAAAGGUCGUCCGGCGCGGGAGGAUAUUGGACGGGGCGUGAGCACCUUCUCCACGAGCACGAUCCCAACGACCCCAACCACUGCUGCGUGAUGUAAAGCGGCAAGAAAAAAAAAUGAAAAAGUCAGUCGAGUGGCGGAAACUUAAUGCCAUUUAUUUUAUUGGUUAUAUUCCUUUUGCCUUUCUCUGUCCCUCUUUCUUGACCCAUGUGUUUGUGACUGCAAUUUUUUUAUCCUUUUUUUUUCUUUAUCGGACAUCAACAUUUCAAGACAUCGGCAUAGUCCUGAACCUAUUUUGCAGGCGCAUUUUUUGCCGGCAUAUUUUUUUCGUGAUCUUCGUCUUUGCAUUUAUCAUAGGUAGAAAGAAAGAAAAAAAUAGCUUAACGUGUCCCCACAUCACCUGUCUAAAGCAUUUCUGUAACUUGUUAACUUCAUAUUCUAACCCCUUUGUGUGCGUGCUUUUGUUGCUGUCGAUUCAUGACGUAUGUAACCUACAUCCUGUUACAUUAAAGUGCCUGUCUUGUUCGUUGUGUUUGUUAGUUUAGUUUUGUGGACAGGGGAACCAGAUUACUUGCAGCAAACCCUGCGUGGUGUUUGCUAUGGUUUUUCCAAACUUUUUUUCUGUGUUUGAGAUGAAACGUUCAGUUUUUAAACCUUUAUCGCUUUAGAAAAAGGGUGUUGCAACAUCACUGCAAUAGGUUUCAGGAGGACAUCAUUCUGCAGCCCUGGCAGCAACCUGCAGCAAACAAAAAAAGACUUUUUUUCACAAUUUUGUUUGAAUUUAUUGUGUGUUACAUCGGAGCACCAUAUUUAUGCUUGGUUUUUAAACGGCUCAGCUGAAAUUGUUGCGUUUGGACAGUUUAGUGGUUGCACUGGUUGUUGAAUGAUAUAUGCUAAUCAAAAACGUCGCACGCAAGGCUAAUGUGUUUGGGGUUAGUCUCUAGAUUUUCUUUGUCAAGAGAAUAUGGAUCUUGUCAAUCAUUUCCCUCCACUCGCGAUUUUAGCAGUUGCAGUGUUCUCGGGUGUGCACACUUGUACGCAAUCGUUGAUGUUAAUAAUUGCCAAGGUAAUUGCACUGCUAACAGAAAUAACAUUUCACCUCCUCCGCAAUCAUGGCAGUGAGUUCAGAUUCUAAAUAUUUUUUCAAAGUUUCUGGUUACACUCUGUGUAAACUGCUUGAUGUUUUGCCCGCUAGAUUUUUCUACAAGCUUCUUAAUACAGCGUAACUGUCGAAGUCCUUCAACAGAAACCUUUUUCGACUGUUGGACGUAGAGCCCCAUUUAAUUUCUCUGUUUGACAUGGAAUGUGCAGUUUUUCUCUCCUUUCCAUCUUGAGGUGGACCACAGCAGCUGCUACGAUCCAUCGGAGAAAAUCCAGUGCUCGAUUGGCUGUGAUUUUUCGUAGCAUGCACUGCAAUCUACGAUUGCAGUGCAUGCUUCGAAGGUGUAGAGUAAAAGCUCAUAAUUUGUAUUGGGUUUGUCAUCGUUUAGUUGUGUAGCCUCUGCAAGCGCUCUUUACCUUUGUCUUGGAUCCCAGCGGAAGUGUUCACUACUUCAAAACUCGUUUGUGUUAGAAUGUGCUUCUUGGUGUUUUUUUUUUGUUUUUUUUGUGUGUGUGGGCAGCAUUUUUUUAAUAGAAAGCUAAACCUAUAGUGCCAGUUUCCACUGUCAUGCCUCACGCUAGCCUGCACUUGAGUCUUGUUUAACCGUGCAUGGACCCGCUACAUCAAGUUGCUUAUAUUAUCAGAGUUUCCCAGAGUAUUCAAUAUUUUUAGUCUUGCAAGAUGUGUUUGCGCUCCUCAAAAAACAGUACCUAGCCGCCCAGUCUUCACGUGUCCACGUCCGACGUUGACCUCGCUUUUGUUCAAAGUAUUCCUUUUUCGGGGUACCUUUUUAUAAGUCUCGUACUGGUAUGUGACCCUUGCAAAUUAUUCGGCAAUCUCGAACUGUCGUCCUUCAU